UCGAAUGAGCCCCUCCCGGACUUCAUUCAGAGAAUGCAGGACUAUACAGCCSCACUCACCCAGGUCAAGGAACAGCAAGAGGCUGCCGCGGCCGAAAGACUACRGCUAGCARAGGAAGCUGCAGCACAAACCCGGCGUCAAGCCGAGGCAGACCAGUUGGCGAUCGAUCAGCUCAACGCCGGCAGCGCUGAAGUUGUAAGUGCUAACCAAGCACAAUGGACAGCGGUGCUCAACGGGAUGCGUUAUGUCCCGGCACCCGGCAGCGAGCCGACAACAGAACAGCAAGAGAGGCACGACCUGGCAGAUAUUCUACUCCAUACAAUGCGCGCCGUCAUUUGGAACAGCUCCAUGGAGGAGCUGCAUUCCCGGUCCACACUGCAGCUGCAGCACGAUCUGAGCCACAACGUGAAGAUACUGGCAGCAGCUGUCAAGGUCGCGGACAACCAGUUGAAACAGCUGGAUGCACGCAUUGCUACCUUGGAGGCAAGGCCUCCCCAAGCAGCGCCAGGCUGCACGCCAGAUAUGACAGACACAACGAAGCAGCUUAAUGGGCGCAUCGAUCAUGUCGUCAAUCUCAUCGGCGACAUAGGUGUUUUCAAUGGGCCGGCCACGAUCAGUAGCACGGUGGCCGCCAUCAAGACGGACAUCACCAAGCUGCAGACGAAACCGGACGCCACUACGAAGAACUACAAGAUGCCGCACUUCGACAUCAGCAAGUUCGACGACCACAACAASACGGACGCUUUGGCAUGGUGGCAACGUUUCCUCACGGAAGCAUCAUGCCGCACUGUCCCGGACGACUAUCUGAUGAAGGCGUUAUACUUACAGCUGAUUGGAGGAGCGCAGGCAUGGAUGAACCAUCUGGCGGCUACCCACACAUGCACCAUCGCCGAACUUCACACGCACAUCAUGUGGAAGGAGUUCGAGCAGCUAUGGUUCACCCGUUUCAUGGUCCGCAACGUCGUGAAGGCGGACAUGAACGAGGUGUACACCUGCUCUCAAGGAAGUAUGCCAACUCGAGACUGGACAACCAAGUGGCAGAAGAUAGUGACCACGCCAGGCUUCGAUUUGACUUUUCCUAAUCAACGAUCCGAGUUCUUCUCGCGAUCGUGCGCAGGAUUGCGGUCGGCACUCGGUAACGAGUACGACUAUACCUCGUUCCAGGCUAUCCUGGAUCGCGCAAACCUGGUCAUCCAAACGGACGACAAGGCCGCUAACGAGAAACAAUCCCACCCGCAUUAUGUGGCUAAGCAUGGCUAUCAACGUCCGGCACAUAACAAUGCCGUGAUUUCUGAAGAAACAGACGAUCUCCACGCUGCAGCAGCAUCCUCGAGUGAUGGAGGAAUUGUAGCAGCGCUCCCGCCGAAGCAUCCUAAGAGGGUCCGGAAACCCAAGGUGACACAAGAGACGGCAUCGACGGGAACUGGGCAGCAGCCAUGGAUGGCCUACAACAUCACCAAGGAAGUCUAUGAACUUCGUCAAAACGUCCUCAUCUACCUUGAUGACAUCUUGGUUUACAGAAGGACGUUGGACGAGCACAUCGUACACCUUCGCGUUGUUCUGGAUCGUUUGCAACUAGCCAAGUACAAAGCGAAUCUCGACAAGUGCGAAUUCGCCAAGCAAGAGCUUGAGUACUUGGGUCAUUUUGUCACGCCGAAAGGCAUUCGUCCCUUAGCGGACAAGAUCCAAGCCAUCGUGGAUUGGCCGGAACCCCGUUGCACGACGGAUGUACGCUCUUUCAUGGGAUUGGCUGGAUACUAUCGGCGAUUCGUCGAGUCAUACUCGAAAGUGGCUGCUCCUUUGUCGAGACUUCAAUCCCCGACGGUGCCCUUCGAGUUCGACGACGCAGCCCGUGGCGCGUUCACUACGUUGAAGGCAGCAAUGCAAGCCGCACGUGCCCUCCGUAUAUAUGACCCCACCCUUCCCACCCAAGUGACUACGGACGCUUCGGGAUACGGUAUUGGUGCGGUGUUGGAACAGUGUCACGAGGACGGUUGGCAUCCGGUCGAGUACUUCUCCCAAGAGGUGCCUCUCGUAAACACUCUCGACGACGCUAGGAAGAAAGAGCUACUCGCGUUCGUCACCGUUCUCAAACGGUGGCGCCACUUUCUUCUCGGUCGUCAGCGUUUUAAAUGGAAUACAGACAACAAUCCGUUGACCUUUUACAAAACGCAGGAUACGGUCACUAGCACGAUCGGUCGAUGGAUGUAUUACAUUGACCAAUUCAACUUUGACCCGUGCCACAUUCCCGGUCCCGCCAAUCGAGCUGCGGACGGCCUCUCACGACGGCCCGACUUUUGUGCCAUUGUGACCACGGCAUUCGACCUCGGUGACGAUCUGCAGCCGCAUUUCGUCAAAGGCUACAAGUCCGAUCCGACUUACUCUACUCUUUACGCGGAGCUUCCAUCGGAUCACCCGCCGGCUAGCCACUAUCGGAUUUCCGACGGGUUCCUUCUCCUUCACACGAGAGGAAAGGACUCGCCCGAGCUCGCACGACUCUUGCACACCGGUUGGAUUACCAACCAGCGUGUUUCGGAAGACAUAGUGAGCGACCGAGAUACUCGCUUCAUGUCGGCCUUUUGGACUUCCCUCAUGGCUGAGUCCGGUGCGACAAUGAAGCCGAGCUCGGCUCGGCACCCGCAGACGGAUGGCCAGACGAAGCGAGCACACCAGACCGCUCAGAUGAUGUUGCGUACGCUCAUCCGUCCCGACCAGAAAGAUUGGGUUGACCGGCUUCCCGACAUCGAGUUCGCCUACAACACUUCGGUGCACUCGGCGAUCUGCAUCACACCAUUCGAGUUACAUCAUGGUGGAGAGAAAGCACGGAUCUUCGCUGAUCUCCUUUUGCCACAGGCUGCCGACAUAGACGUCCCUUGCUCUACCGCUUCCGUUCGGAAGUACCGGGACUUGCUGAUCAAAGCCCGCGCAAAUAUGCAAAAGGCUCAGAUCCGCAUGCAGCAGCAGGCUAACCGACGUCGACUUCCAUGUCCUUUCCGUGAGGGAGACCUUGUUUGGGUCCUCUCCGAGGAAUUUGCGCUCGAGCAGGCGUUUCGCACCAACUCCUUCCGAAAUGGUUCGGACCAUGGGAAGUCACUUCUGCCGUUGGAGACGACCCCGCAGGCCCGGACAUUGGAGGAGUUUGUACAGUUGGUCUACAGCAGGUGGCAUGACUCUCAAGGGGCUCAGAAGAUCACUGACUCGCUGGCCAAUUUGGAAUCGAAGAGCUACCGGACAGUUCGCGAGCUUGUGCUCUCCAGUGCACUCAAGAGGUGGAUUGAAGUCAUAGAUAAGUAUGACUUCAAGCUCGACCCUCUAAAGAGAGAAUACAACAAGGUGGUUGAUGCACUAUCACGCAUGGCAGACUAUGUAGGCCCGCUAGUGACGGAGUUUGGGAUAGCUGACAAUGUAACUCGAUUUAUGGUGGAUGCCUACCGAGAGGACCCAAUCAUGACUGAGAUCAUGCGCUCAUUUGAGGCGAAAGAUAAGGCCACAUCAGACGAGUUUGUGUUCGUAGAUGGCUUGCUGUUCCUUCAGAAGGCUGGGAAUAAACGGUUAUGUAUUCCACCUACAGAGUCUUUGCGUAGUUUAUUUUUAGGUGAGUGCUACGACACAACCCGACAUUUCGAUUAUAAAAAGACAGCAGCAAAAUUAGUGCAGCGUUUUUGGUGGCCCACAAUGAUGGAUGAUGCAAAGAAAUAUGUAGAGACUUGCCAAGUUUGUCAACCGGACAAGCCACAGACGCAGGCACUGCUUGAGCUUAUCAAGCCUUUGCCAAUCCCUGCUGGUCCUGGUCAAAGUGUGUCCAUGGACUUCAUGGAUACUCUUGUAACCAGCAAGAGCGGUGAACGUCACAUCUUCGUCAUUGUGGACAGGUUUAGUAAGUAUGCCAGACUAAUCGCUAUGCCUAGGACUGACCACAUCAUCAAGUUGUUCAUGGACAACAGGGUACGUGAUUUCGAUCUGUCGAAGUCCAUCGUUAGUGACCGGGAUGGCAGAUUUACUAGCGAACUGUGGCAAACCACAGCCCAGCGGAUGGGCACCCAGCUGCAAAUAACAUCAGGGAAUCACCCUGAGUCAAAUGGCCAAGCGGAACAGAUGAACCGGGUAGUGCAACACCUGCUUCAGCAUUAUAUCAAGCCAAGCCAGGAUGACUGCGACGAGAAGUUACCUCUCAUCGCCAAUCUGUACAACAAUGUUGUGCACAACACUACUGACAUGACUCCCAACCAGUUACAUCUUGGUUGGAAGCCCAGAUCUACUUAUCACUUUCUUUUGCCCGAGAACCAGCCCACUGCAGCGCCAGGCAGCAUAGAAUGUGUUGUCACAUAUGAGCAGCUGCCGCAACAGGUUGUAGAGCAUACCAAGAAGGCUCAGGAUGCCAUGGUGGCAUCUGAGAAUAGGCACAGACGCCCAUCCUCCUUUCAGGUAGGGGACAGAGUAUGGGUUAAAUCAUCGAAACUGGGUCAGGAAUUGGGGAUAUCUAGGAAACUAAUGCCACAGUACUUCAGACCCUAGGAAGUUCUUGACAUAGUAGGAGAUCCACCAGAUGGUCGAUCAUAUGCCAUUCGCAUCCCUGGUCACCUCCGCACACACCCUAUUUUUCAUGCAUCCAAACUGGCACCUUUCGCAGAAACCAAUCUGUGUCCCUCCUGGCGAUCAAUGCUGGCCCCGGCCAUGGACGGACGUGUGGACAUUGAUGACAUUGUUGAGCACAAGCUGCUGCCUCUGCCCAAGACUCCAGGCAGGGGACGCCCUCCGCAACCGCAGAUGCAGUAUCGAGUGCAGUUCAGACAUCAUACUGAUCCUAAAGAAGACCGGUGGUUCACAAGAGAAGAGUUAAUGAAGACUGCUCCCCAUA
Molecule: messenger RNA, 4858 nt
Organism: Chara braunii
Lineage: Eukaryota; Viridiplantae; Streptophyta; Charophyceae; Charales; Characeae
Source: the annotation of a GenBank genome assembly